Daphnia carinata is the source of this 2320-nucleotide messenger RNA. Its product is annotated as solute carrier organic anion transporter family member 74D-like. The transcript is spliced from 14 exons. Bases 23 to 2089 code for a protein of 688 amino acids. Gene Ontology annotation, cellular component: membrane. The record is from RefSeq and is a predicted model, not a curated record. Gene Ontology annotation, biological process: transmembrane transport; sodium-independent organic anion transport. NCBI's taxonomy places the organism in Eukaryota, Metazoa, Arthropoda, Branchiopoda, Diplostraca, Daphniidae. Gene Ontology annotation, molecular function: protein binding.
UCAUCAAAAGCCCACGACCAGCAUGGGCAAAGUCAAGAAAAGCAAAUUGGAAGAGGAUGACGAAGAUACUUGGUGUGGGCUUGGUCCGUUUCAAGGCGAAUGGCUGCAGAGGUUCGCUACGAAGAAAUCUUACCUGUUGACCUACAGCUUCUUGGGCAUUUUCCAGGCCAUGUUUGUUAGUUAUUCUAUUGCUACUUUAACGACUCUCGAGAAACAAUUCAAACUCAAGAGUCAAACGACGGGUAUUUUGCUGGCGGGUAAUGAAGUGAGUCAGAUCUUGCUCUCGCUCGUGAUGACUUACUUUGGCGGACAUGGACACAGGCCUCGACUUGCUGCACUCGGAGUCCUGUUCUCCGGCGCCGCUUCACUACUCGUAGCCGCCCCGCAUUUUAUUUACGGCCAAGCAACAGCAAUCACGAACGUGACGAGAAGUUUGGACGUAUGUUCUACAUCCCCCGAAUCAGUAAUGCCCACCAUGAACCCGGAAGAUAGCUGCGAUGACACAGCACCAAUCGGUCCAAUGGUCUACAUUUUCAUGUCACAAUUUGUUUCCGGUAUUGGAACGACCCUCUUCUCCAUUCUCGGCAUUACUUAUCUUGACGACAACGUCAAACGGAAGCAGACUCCCAUGCUCAUCGGACUUAUGUCGGCACUUCGGUUGAUUGGUCCCGUCUUUGGAUAUGGUCUCGCCGCCAUCUGCAUACGGAUGUAUGUCAACCUUAGCGAAACAACGACACUCAAGCCUAGAGAUCCUAGUUGGAUUGGAGCUUGGUGGCUUGGCUUUAUGGUGAUCGGCAUUAUUCAAGUUUCUGCCUUCUGGUUAUUGGCAUGCUAUCCGCGACGUCUAGCGAAAAAAUCCACCACCGGCCAAGGUUUCGGCACGAUUGACUCACUUCGGCAACACUCACAAACGAAAAGACCCGAAGCGCGAACAUUCAAAAAGUUCCCAGCUGCGUUGCGUCGAUUGCUGACAAAUAAGAUUCUCAUGCUCAACAACUGCGCCGGUGUCUUCUUUGUCUUCGCAUUGAGCGGAUACCUUACCUUUUUACCCAAGUACAUGGAGACACAUUUUCAACAGUCAGCAUCUGUCUCAGGCCUCGUAAACGGACUUACUGCUGUCAUGUUCAUGUCCACUGGUUUGUUACUAGCAGGCUACCUUGUUUCACGGUUUAAAUUUGCCGCUUGGAAACUCCAAGUUUGGGAUGUCAUCAUUGGAAUUCUUUGGGUCGCUCUUCUAGUUACAUUUGCAUUCGUAGGAUGCAACGCAAAACCUAUACAUGGUCUUGAAAAUGCAGAAAAUGGAGAUGGUGCCAUGUUGGGCAUUCCGGUUACACCGUGCAGCGAGGAUUGUAAUUGUCAGGCCAAUCGUUUCGCUCCGGCCUGCUCCGAGGAUGGCACAGUCAAUUUUUUCUCAGCAUGUCACGCUGGCUGUACCACAAUGAACCACACGGGCGAUCAGACAAUUUUCUCCGACUGCAGUUGUAUUAAAGAAUGGAAGAAUUCAACUUCUAUGACAGAUUCUGGUUCGUGGUAUAAUGGCCGAGCCAUCGGUGGCUAUUGCCCUUCCAACUGCUUUCAAAUGUUCCUCAUUUAUAUUACCGUCAUGGGUUUCAUCAAGUUUUUGAGCUCAAUGGGUCGGGUCAGCAACAUACUCAUUACUUUCCGAUGCGUCCCGGAAGAAGACAAGUCUUUCGCCAUCGGCCUAGGCUAUCUGUUAACCAGCUUAUUUGCUUUCAUUCCUGCCCCAAUUGUCUACGGAGCUGUAGUUGAUCAGGCGUGCAUUCUAUGGAGAACCGACAGUUGCGGUAUGCGGGGUAAUUGUUGGAUUUACGACCAGGAAAAGAUGCGAUUGUACUUACAUAUCCUUACGGCCAGCGUAGUUACAAUCGGUGUAGUGUUCGAUUUUUUCACCUGUUUCGCCGUCCGUGAUCUCGAUCUAUACGCGGAAGACGACGACGAGAAAGUCGGCGACAAUGGAAUGGUCGCCUCAGCCAACAAUAAAGAGCUUCAACCCAUGUUAUCUUCGCGCCCGCCGCCACCAACAAGCAAGCUCAACGAAGAAGAAUUCAUCAAAACGUUGGAGGCAUAGCAAAACACUUGGUACGAGGAAAUUUACCUUUACUAGAAGGUAGGAAUCCGGACAUUACUGGGACGAUGAAAUGGAGCAAACCGUGGCCAAAAUUGGUCGUGAAGUUGGACCACGUCGUAAGUAUUUGCUGAUUCUUAGAAACGUGAGUUUUCGAGUUAAACUCGUGCCACGUGACGCUCUGAGACAAAAGAUGAACUUGGAGGCCAAACAUAUACAUACAGAACAUGCCAA